Molecule: messenger RNA, 2439 nt
Organism: Dictyostelium discoideum AX4
Lineage: Eukaryota; Evosea; Eumycetozoa; Dictyosteliales; Dictyosteliaceae
Gene: mcm8
Product: MCM family protein
Exons: 2
Coding region: 1-2439 (812 amino acids)
Biological process (GO): double-strand break repair via homologous recombination
Cellular component (GO): nucleus; MCM complex
Molecular function (GO): 3'-5' DNA helicase activity; DNA binding; ATP binding
Source: RefSeq, a predicted model, not a curated record
AUGUAUAAUAAUAAUAAUAAUAAUAAUAACACAAAUACACAAAUUAUUCGAAGAAAUAAUAGUGAAGGUGAUGACUAUGUCCAAUUUAAAUCUCAACAAACUAUACAAAGAGAACAAAGUCAACAACAGCAGCAACAACAACAACAUCCGCAAUUGGAUGAGUUAAUUGGAUAUAAACUAUAUUUCCCACCAAAAACAAAUAAAAUUAUUGAAAAUGGUGAUGAAAAAUUAAAUCAAGAGGCAAUACUUGAAAAGAGACAUCAAUUCAUUCAAUUAUCACUUCCACUUUUUAGAGAUGUUUGUAAUGAGACACUUUAUGCACCAGAUGAAAAUAAUACAAUACCAUUAGAUUAUCAAUUAUUAAAAAAUCAAAUUUAUAGAGUAGAAGAUCAAUUUGAAAUUAGAUUAAGAGAUGAUUCAGAAAUGGUAAUUAAUUGUUUAGGUGUUGUAAUUUAUCAAGUAUUAUAUGAAAAUGUUUCAGAGAGUCAAAGACCAAAGAAAAAGAUAAAUAUAAGGAUAUUUCAUUUUGAACCAUUAUUACAAUUAAAGAAAUUGAAAGCAAAUCUUAUUGAUAAAUUUGUUUCAUUAAAAGGUACUGUAAUUCGUGUUGGUAAUGUUAAACCAUUGGUAACUCAAAUGCAAUUCAUUUGUAAUAAAUGUUCAACACGUACACCAACACAAUAUUUUACAGAGGGAAAAGUUACAUUUCCUUCAAAUUGUUUAAAUCAUGGUUGUAGAGGUAAAAUAUUCGAACCGGAUAGAUCAACCGCCGUCACUAUAGAUUGGCAAAAAAUUAGAAUUCAAGAGGAUGCCGACCAAAAGGAAUCAAGUGGUAUACCAAAAGCAUUUGAAUGUGAAAUCACCGAUGAAAUGGUUGAAACUAUUGUACCUGGCGAUAUUGUGACCAUUAGUGGUGUUGUAAAAGUAUUAAGAGCAGAGGAAACAGGUUUUCAAAAUCAAAAUAAACCUGUUUUCCUCAUUUAUAUAGAUGUAAACUCUAUAGAUUCCCCAAAGAGAACUAGUGGCAAUGGAGGAAAGAUUGAAACUACCUCCUUCUCUUUAAAGGAUAUGUAUGGUAUUAAAGAGAUUGCUGAACAUCCAAAUAUUUUCAAAUUAAUUUCAAAUUCAAUUUGUCCAACCAUCUAUGGGCAUGAAUUGGUUAAAGCAGGUUUAACAUUGGCUUUGUUUGGUGGUAGUCCAAAUAGAAGUAGUAAUGGAUCCGACAAGAAUAAACUAUCAAUUAGAUCGGAUCCACAUGUUUUAAUUGUUGGUGAUCCUGGUUUAGGUAAAAGUCAAAUGUUAACAUCGAUCUAUCAUUUAUCACCUCGUGGUGUUUAUGUUUGUGGUGGCUAUUCAAGUACAACAGGUUUAACUGUAACAUUGUUAAGAGAAAAAGGUUCAGGUGAUUUUGCAAUUGAAGCUGGUGCUUUGGUAUUGGCGGAUCAAGGUUGUUGUUGUAUAGAUGAAUUCGAUAAGAUGACAGAUGAACAUCCUGCUCUACUCGAAGCAAUGGAACAACAAUCGGUUAGUAUUGCAAAGGCUGGUAUUGUUUGUAAUUUACCAGCUCGUACAUCUGUAGUUGCUGCUGCUAAUCCAGUCGGGGGUCAUUAUAAUCGUGCAAAGACAGUUUCAGAAAAUAUCAAAAUGAGUGCACCACUACUCAGUAGAUUCGAUUUAAUUUUCAUUUUAAUGGAUAAACCAAACACUGAAAAGGAUCAUAUUAUCUCUCAUAAUAUUUUAAAUCUUCAUUCAAAUGGAUCAGGCGUUAAAAAAAGAAAACCUCAACAAUCAUCAUCAUCAUCCUCGGCAACAACAAAUUCAUCUCAAUAUACUCAUGAAGAAGAUCAUGAUAAAUCAUUACCAUUAAAACAAAAAUUAUUAAUAACUCAUGGUCAAGAGAUUAAUUUAAUUCCAACAGUUAUCCUUAGAAAAUAUAUAAGUUAUGCAAAGAAAUAUGUUUCACCAAGACUUUCAGAAGAGGCAAUUAAAGUUAUACAAAAAUUUUAUUUAGAACUUCGUUCAAAAUCUACAGGUUCUGAUUCAAUGCCAGUUACAACUCGUCAAUUGGAAUCAUUAAUUCGUUUAGCAGAAGCAAGAGCAAAACUUGAAUUACGUGAAACCGUUACAGAACAAGAUGCAAUCGAUAUCGUAGAGAUUAUGAGAGAUUCACUUUUGGAUACUUUUGAAGAUGAACAUGGUAAUAUUGAUUUUAGAAGAGCCACUGGUAUGAGUAAAAGUGGUUUAUCUAAAAAAUAUAUUUCAAUUUUCAAUAAAGAAGCCUCAAAAACUGGUACAUCAACUUUUUCAAAACAAGAACUCUUACAAAUUGUUAAAGAAUAUAAAUUACCUUUUGAAAAUUUUAAUGAUGUUUUAGAAGGUUUAAAUAAUCAAGGAAUGAUUUUAAAAAGUGGUAAUAAUAAAUAUACAAUUACUAGAUAA